AACAAAACAAGACUUGGGGAAGGGAGUUUAAUCGCAGAGAAGCUCCACGAGGCCUGAGGAAGUUCAGAACUGCAAUUUCCCUCGCCUUCUUCAUACUCAGCUCCUCGUUGAUUUUCCCCCCAAAAUCAAUGAAUUCUAAUAAUUUCUUGUUACUGCAAUCAUGAUCGGAUUUUCGAUUUCUUCUUCGUCUAUCUCCUUCUUCGUCAUCUUCGUCCCCAUCUUUAUCUCCAUUUCUGUUUUCCAAUUCAACCCCUCAUCCGAUCACACCGUAUUCCAAACCCUAACUCGAAACUACUCACCCAACGAUCCAUUUACGUCCAAGAACGUCACUGAUGGGAACCGAGUCUCGCAGAAGAACUACAUUGUUCGCUUCGUCCAAUACAGGGAGGCGAAGGAGCAUCGAUUUUAUCUGGAGUCACGUAUUAGAUCGGGCGGCUGGAAAUGGAUCGAGAGGCGGAACCCUGCGUCCAAGUAUCCAACCGAUUUUGGCUUGGUAUCAAUUGAGGACUCGGUGGUAAGGGAGCUGGUUGAGGAGAUUGAGGAAUUUGAGCUUGUCAAGGACGUGAAUGUCGAUGCAAGCCACGUCAGGGGUUUGCUAGCGGAGGGUGGGGGUAGAAUUGGGGCUUUUGUUGACGGGAAGAAGCGUCCGGGGAAGAUUUUCACCUCCAUGUCUUUUAACGAAGGAGGUGGGGAACGUUAUACGGCAAUUAGCAAUGCCUCUAAUAGAUGGGGACGGCAUCUGUCGAUGCAGAGAUCUCAAGUCACCUCAUUAUUUGGAGCAGACUCUCUUUGGGCAAAGGGGUAUACUGGUUCCAAAGUCAAGAUGGCUAUAUUCGAUACUGGUAUUCGUGCUAAUCACCCACAUUUUAGGAAUAUCAAGGAGCGAACAAAUUGGACCAAUGAAGAUACUUUAAAUGAUAAUCUUGGACAUGGGACAUUUGUUGCUGGUGUCAUUGCUGGUGGGGAUGAAGAAUGUCUAGGGUUUGCUCCAGAUACGGAGAUAUAUGCUUUUCGUGUGUUUACAGAUGCACAGGUGUCAUACACUUCAUGGUUCCUCGAUGCAUUCAACUAUGCAAUUGCUACCAAUAUGGAUGUAUUAAAUUUGAGCAUUGGUGGACCAGAUUACUUAGAUCUUCCAUUUGUGGAGAAGAUUUGGGAAAUAACGGCAAAUAAUAUCAUCAUGGUUUCUGCAAUUGGGAAUGAUGGACCACUUUACGGGACCUUAAACAAUCCUGCAGAUCAGAGUGAUGUCAUUGGUGUUGGUGGUAUCGACUACAAUGAUCACAUUGCUUCGUUUUCCUCACGUGGCAUGACUACUUGGGAGAUGCCUCAUGGUAAUGGUCGUGUGAAGCCAGAUGUUGUUGCAUAUGGUCGGGAAAUUAUGGGAUCAAAAAUUAGUACUGGGUGCAAAAGUUUAUCAGGCACUAGUGUGGCAAGUCCUGUGGUUGCUGGUGUGGUAUGUCUGCUUGUUAGUGUCAUCCCUGAAAGCCAGCGGAAGACUAUUUUAAAUCCGGCUAGCAUGAAACAAGCACUUGUUGAGGGAGCUGCAAAGCUUGCUGGUCCUAAUAUGUACGAGCAAGGUGCUGGCAGAGUUGAUCUGUUAGAAUCGUAUGAAAUACUUAAGAGCUACCAACCUCGGGCAAGCAUCUUCCCUGGUGUUCUUGACUAUACAGAUUGCCCUUAUACAUGGCCCUUUUGUCGCCAACCUCUUUAUGCUGGUGCAAUGCCUAUUAUUUUCAAUGCUACCAUUUUGAAUGGAAUGGGUGUAAUUGGCUAUGUUGAAGGUCAACCAACUUGGAAUCCUUCGGAUGAAGAAGGAAAUCUCUUAAGUAUUCACUUCACUUAUUCUAAGGUUAUCUGGCCUUGGACUGGUUACAUUGCACUUCAUAUGCAAAUUAAGGAGGAAGGUGCACAAUUUUCUGGAGAAAUUGAGGGCAAUGUGACUCUAACAGUAUAUAGUCCUCCAUCUAGAGGAGAGAAGAACCGCCGGAUUAGUACUUGUGUGCUACAGCUGAAGUUAAAAGUAGUUUCAACACCUCCAAGAUCAAAACGAAUUUUAUGGGAUCAAUUUCAUAACAUCAAAUAUCCUCCUGGUUAUAUUCCUAGAGAUUCCUUGGAUGUACGCAAUGACAUUCUGGACUGGCAUGGAGACCACCUGCAUACAAAUUUUCAUAUCAUGUUUAACAUGUUAAGAGAUGCUGGAUACUAUGUUGAAACGCUUGGUUCUCCUCUAACAUGCUUUGAUGCCCGCCAAUAUGGGACACUUUUACUAGUGGAUCUUGAAGAUGAGUACUUCAAAGAGGAAAUUGAAAAGUUGAGGGACGAUGUUAUGAUUACUGGAUUGGGGUUGGCUGUGUUUUCUGAAUGGUAUAAUGUAGAAACAAUGGUAAAGAUGAGGUUUUUCGAUGAUAACACAAGAAGCUGGUGGACUCCAGUUACUGGAGGUGCAAAUAUUCCUGCACUAAAUGAUCUUUUAGCCCCAUUUGGUAUUGCUUUCGGGGAUAAGAUUUUGAAUGGUGAUUUUUCUAUUGAUGGUGAACAGAGUCGGUAUGCAUCAGGAACAGAUAUUGUGAGGUUUCCACGAGAUGGUUAUGUGCAUAGUUUCCCUUUCAUUGAUAGCUCAGAGAGUGGGGCGGCUCAGAGCAUUCUAACAUCUAGCCUGAGUAAGGCAGACUUUCCAAUUCUUGGCCUAUUAGAGGCAGGAGAAGGCCGCAUUGCAGUCUAUGGAGAUUCAAAUUGUCUAGAUAGCAGCCAUAUGGUUACAAAUUGCUAUUGGCUCCUGAGAAAAAUAUUAGAUUUUACCAGUGGAAAUAUUAGAGAUCCGGUGCUAUUCACCAAGUUUUCCAAACAAAAUUCACCUCUAUAUCUUGAAGAUAACAAACUUCCAUCUCGAAGAAGCGAUGUAAAUUUCUCUUUGUAUUCUGCUGUUUCUGGAAAGGAAUUGAUAUGCAUGAGUGAUUCUAGGUUUGAAGUAUGGGGUACCAAGGGAUACAGUGUACAGGGCAGGGGAAGGAAUAGAAGGCUGCCUGGAUUUCCCUUAAUUGACUUGGGAAGAGACUUGAAUUCUACUCCAGAAAGUUCUUUGAUGGGACCUCCCAAGUUGACUUUAAAGGACCGAAGUGAUAAAUAUGGAAACCGAUACUUAAGCUUGUUCUACCGGGAUGAGCCUGACAUGCCUUUGAUUGUUCCUAAUCAUUGGCUUGUUCCUGCUGUAGUUGCAGUCGCAGGGCUUUUGCUUCUUUUGAGUUUUUGGCGAAUUAGACAGAAGCGCCGACGCCGACGAAGAGGAUCGGGAUCUGCUCCACGUUUUUCCAACCUCUAGUCAGUGGAGAAAUUUUGUAGUUUCCAAAGUAUAAUAUACCUUCCAGGAAGGAAUUUUUGAUGUAAAAUCUAGACGCGUAAAUGUUGUGUAGCACCCAUAGUAAUAGAUGUGUUACAAUAUGGUGAGUUGAAAAUUUGAAGAAGCAAUUACUGUAUUACUUAGAGUUUGAUCGCCGGAUCUCAACCCAGGAGGCAAGACUCUAAUUGCUAGACAACUUCCAAUUGGUAUAAUAUUUGAGAAUUGAGAUCUAAAUGCGUUAGAAUGCAAAAUUGUUUGUUUGGUAAGACUACUUGGAAAUUAGAA
Molecule: messenger RNA, 3625 nt
Organism: Cucurbita maxima (winter squash)
Lineage: Eukaryota; Viridiplantae; Streptophyta; Magnoliopsida; Cucurbitales; Cucurbitaceae
Product: subtilisin-like protease SBT6.1
Exons: 10
Coding region: 161-3322 (1053 amino acids)
Biological process (GO): proteolysis
Cellular component (GO): Golgi apparatus
Molecular function (GO): serine-type endopeptidase activity
Source: RefSeq, a predicted model, not a curated record